ACCACGUGGUUAAGCUGUUCACACGCGCAUGUUGCAGCUGGUAUGACUUCCCUUCACUAGUGUGUAGUUUUCAUUACAGCUUAAAGCUAUCUCCUUUAAUUUAAAACCAUGUCAGACAAGUCGGGGUUGAAAAUUAACUCGCAGUUCGCCGUGAAAUACGAGAAAUACCGACAGAGAGAAGAGCUACAGAGACUGAAGGACCGAUAUGGAGACCGAGCUGAUGAGAGUGACUCUGAGUCGUCUGAGUCCAGCUCUGAUGACAGUGAAGUGGAGCUGGACCCUGAAGUCGAAAGGGAUUUCUACAGAACAUUGUCACUGCUGAAGAAGAGAGACCCCAAGAUCUAUCAGGCAGAUGUCAAGUUUUACUCAGAAGGUGCAUCCACCAGUGAUGAGAAGCCGUCAACUUCAAAGAAAGCAGUAAAGCCCAUGUACCUGAAAGACUAUGAACGUAAAGUCAUACUGGAGAAGGAAGGCAAAUAUGAGGAUGAUGACGACAGUGAUGAUGAGGAGGCUGCCAAAAGAAUGGAGAGAGCUGCCUCUCCGAGCUACAUUCAGGAGCAGAAAGCGCUGAAGGAGAGCUUCCGCAAGUUCAUCCAGGACAGUGACGACGAUGACAAUGAGGUCAGCAAGGGAGGUGGAGAAUCCCAGCUGCUGACCAGGAGGGUCAAAACACAGGAAGAGAAGGAUAAAGAAGAGGCAGACUUUGUGGAGUGGCUGAAAGGCCAGGCUGAGCUUGAGGGUUCGGAGGAGGUCAAGGACAUGAAAUACUUGAGGGAAUACUGGAACGACCCAGAGUUGGAUGAGAAGGAGCGUUUCCUGAGAGACUAUGUCCUUAACAAGGGCUACCUAGACGAGGAUGAGCAUGAUGAACGGAUCCCAACCUACGAUGAGGUGGUCCAGGAUGAUGUGGAGGACUCUGAAGAGGAAGGGGAGACUUUCUUGGAGCGGCAGGACAACUUUGAGAGAAACUACAACUUCCGCUUUGAAGAGCCCGGUGCUCAGCAGAUCAAGACAUACCCUCGCAGCAUCGCCACGUCUGUGCGCUCCAAAGACGACAGCAGGAAACGCAAAAGGGAGGAAGUGAAAGAAAGGAAACAAAAGGAGAAAGAGCAGAAGCGUGAGCAGCUGAAGCAGCUGAAGAACUUGAAGCGAAAUGAGAUCAUGGAGAAGCUGAAGAGGCUUCAGGAGCUGACUGGCAACGAGCAGCUCGCCUUCAGUCAGGCUGACCUGGAGGGAGAAUUUGAUCCACAACAACACGAGCAGCUCAUGCAGAAAUUCUUUGGAGAUGAAUACUACGGGGAAGAAGAAGUGGAAAAGCCUCAGUUUGAUGAUGAUGAUGAGGAACUUGAGGGGCACUGGAACUGGGACACAUGGACAGGAGAGGAACAAGAGGACGGCUUGGGUGAACAGUACAGCGGAGCGGAGUAUGAUGCCUCAGAGCCACACUGUGACGAUGAAGGCUUCAUUAUGGAUGCAGACUACGACCCCAACCAGCAGACUGCCUCAAAGAAGAAGAAGAAAAAGGAGAAGAAGAAGAUGAAGAAAGAGGAUAUUCCACAAAUGGGCAAGAAGAGAAAAAAGUCUCACUUUGCAGAGGUCAUCACUAAAAGCAAGCCUGUGUUUGAUCCACAGGAGAAGAGUUUCGAGCAGUACUUGGAUGAGUAUUAUAAGCUGGACUAUGAGGACAUCAUUGACGACCUCCCGUGCAGGUUCCGCUACAGACCGGUCUUGGCCAACGACUUCGGCCUGACCACUGAAGAGAUUUUAAAUGCUAACGAUAAGGAGCUGAACCAUUGGUGCUCUCUGAAGAAGACCUGCAUGUUCAGGUCUGACAAGGAAGAGAUGAGUGAUUUGAAGAACUAUAAAAUCAAGGCCCAGAAUGACAAGAAGAAGAAAGAAAUUCUGAGCUCUGUAUAUUCUGAGGAAGAUAAAGAGGGGGCAGAGGCUAAGAACAAGGUGGGGAAGAAGAGAAGGGACCGUCUGAAGAACGCUGAGAACGAAGGCAGAGGAGCGGAGGACGGUGACGUAAUGGACUCUGCAGAAGAGACACUCGCCCAAGCUCUCAGAGAGGCAGGGGACGAGGCGGGAGAAGAGAAGGAAGAAGAGAUUCUGAUACCCAAGAAAAAGAUGAAACAGGAAGAGGAGCCUCAGGCAGUGGUUACUGCUGAGGAAGAGGAAGCGGCAGCAGAUAAAGCUGCUGAGGUGAAAAGCAGGACUGAGAGGCCAAAAUGGUCCAAGAGGAAGCACAAGCAUGCAGGUGGACGCCUCACAUCAGGAACUUUCGGGGUGAAAAUAGGCGGCCGGGAGUUCAGUAGACAGAGACUGAAGGCCUAUGGCCUGAACCCCAAGAGACUCUUCUUCAGGCAGCUCGGCAGACAGAAACGAAAAGCACAGGAGAAGAAAGAAAAGCAGAAAAACAAGGAGUGAUAGCAGCUUGCACCAAUCGACCAUCUCGGAGAUAACUGCUGACAGUACAAUCCGUUGUUUUUUUUUUUUUUUUUUUUCAUAAUAAAGUAAAGACAUUAUGGAAAAUGUAACAUUUCCAUUGUUUUAUGGCCUCACGUUGAGCUUUUUGAUUAAAGGGGUUAAGAAAAUGUUUCAUUGGUGGCUACAAAUUGUGACUUUAACUCUGAUUCGAAUGCUUAUACUUGAUUUGAGUAUAAAACCCUUUUUGAACUUAUUUGUCUUGCUACAUUCAUAUUUUGUUUAGAUUUCACAAACUGUAAUAAACAUGCAGUUAAAAUCUGAUCCCUGUACAUUUUUAAAAAUGUAAUUUUUGACUCAGUAAAAAGAUUCUUUAUGCUCAAUAA
Messenger RNA from Dicentrarchus labrax (European seabass), 2810 nucleotides. RefSeq names its product KRI1 homolog (gene kri1). NCBI's taxonomy places the organism in Eukaryota, Metazoa, Chordata, Actinopteri, Moronidae. Gene Ontology annotation, cellular component: nucleolus; 90S preribosome. The record is from RefSeq and is a predicted model, not a curated record. The coding region runs from base 109 to 2427 and encodes 772 amino acids. The transcript has 18 exons. Gene Ontology annotation, biological process: endonucleolytic cleavage in ITS1 to separate SSU-rRNA from 5.8S rRNA and LSU-rRNA from tricistronic rRNA transcript (SSU-rRNA, 5.8S rRNA, LSU-rRNA).